Molecule: messenger RNA, 2094 nt
Organism: Camponotus floridanus (Florida carpenter ant)
Lineage: Eukaryota; Metazoa; Arthropoda; Insecta; Hymenoptera; Formicidae
Product: lysosomal aspartic protease
Exons: 8
Coding region: 126-1355 (409 amino acids)
Biological process (GO): proteolysis
Molecular function (GO): aspartic-type endopeptidase activity
Source: RefSeq, a predicted model, not a curated record
CAGUGUUAAGAGGAGUUAGUGAGCGACAACACUUUAUUUUUCUGUGUAUCAGGUUAUAAAUUUCAAAAGCAAAACUCGUCAAAUUUUCGCGAAUCAAGACUUCAGUAAUAAAUAAAUUCUGAAAUAUGUUUCGUCUUCUUGCAGUAGUGACGGUGCUCUUUAUGACAACUGACGCGCAAUUGCACAGGAUUUCAUUGUACAAGAUGGAUUACGUUCGACAAUCUGUAAAAAAAGUUAAUACCAAGUUGCAAGAAACUUUUUUAAGUGACGAUGUUCUUUCACAAAAUUUGACCAAUUUCAAAAACAUAAUUUACUAUGGCAUUAUUAAAAUUGGAACACCGCAGCAAGAAUUUAAAGUGAUAUUUGAUACUGGUUCCGCAAAUCUUUGGGUAUUGUCCAAAAAUUGCACAACUCCUGUUUGUUUAAAACAUAACCAAUAUGAUAGUGCAAGAUCCGAGACAUACAAUACUGUAACAUAUAAUGGUCAAUUUAUUUUCCUUAAUUUAUCAUACAGCUCUUUGAUUGUACGUGGAUUCCUAUCUACUGAUACAGUGAAUGUUGCCAACCUCAAUGUAAAGAAUCAAACAUUUGCAGAAGUGGUAGACAUAUCAAAUGAACAUUUAUUUGAUAGAUAUGAACAAGAACUUGAUGGUCUCUUAGGCUUGAGUUAUUCCAAUAUAUCUGUGGGUGGAAUAACGCCUGUUUUCGACAACAUAAUUGAACAAGGGCUGGUGUCAUCACGUAUUUUCAGUUUUUAUCUAAAUAGAGACACUUCAGCCGAUUUAGGUGGUACAUUGAUAUUAGGUGGUUCUGAUCCUACCUAUUACGAAGGGGAUUUCACAUAUAUUCCUGUUACUCGCAAAGGAUACUGGCAAAUUACCAUUGAUAGGAUCAAAAUGACAUCUGAAGAUUUGUGCGAGGAAAGCUGCCAAGUUGUCGUUGAUACAGGCUCUUCGCUAAUAACAGGACCAGAAUUGGACAUCGCAAAGAUUAAUACAUUUAUUGGAGUUGAUGAACAUAAAACAGUGGAUUGCAAUCGAAUUUUCCAAUUGCCUACAAUCAGGUUUAUUCUGGGUGGUAAGGCGUUCGAUCUUACCGGUAAGGAUUACAUCAUUCGGCAUCCAAAUCAUGAAAGUAUAUGUACAUCCAUUUUCUUCACAUACGACUCAUAUAACAGUGAAAUAAAAUGGAUACUGGGCAUGCCAUUUAUUGGCCGUUAUUACACCGAGUUUGAUAUGGAGAGAGACCGAGUGGGAUUUGCUUUGGCGAAAAGUUCAUCAAAGUGUAUAGAAAAUCUUUCAUUGUCACAUUUUAUUGUAUAUUUUAUCAUCAUUUUUUUAAAAUUAUUUGUUUAGUUUUCGAGAAGAAAGAAAUUUAAUCUGUUUUAAUCGACAAAGUUUGCAUGUCAUCAAUGUGAAUUUUUACGCUAUAUGUAUAUAAAUGUGUUUUAAUUUUUAAAAGCAAUACUUCAUCAUGAAAGCAGUUGAUAUGAACAUAUUGUUAAUUAGAAUUUUUACGAGCAGUGUCAUUUGCUAAGUUUAUUGAUGCAUAGCUGUUUAGUCGACAUAAUCAAGCUAUUCUUUCGAAACGCUGAUUGCUCCUUCAUUAACAUUCUUAAUCACGCGCACAUUUAACAAUUUAAUAAUUUAAUACAAUUUGUUUUAAUGAACAAUUUGUUUUGUUAUGAAACAAAAUAUUAAAUAAAAUAUUUUUAAAUUUGAUUGAUCGAUAGGACGGAUGUAUUUUGAAUGCGCGCGAUUCUAUAGCAGUCGCCAAAUGUAGAUAAACGAGAGCUCUCAUAGUCGAAUACAAUUUCUUUUUUGUAUGUCGCAACGUACAGAAAGCAAUUUAUCAGAAAUUUCGAAAACACGCUUUCUCGUGGUGACUGUGGUGUUGAUAGAUGUGAAAAUCCAAAGCUAAAUUCAUACAUUGUAUUGUAUGUGCACGAUACAUAUCAAUAUAAUAAAUAUUGAUUUUAUAAAAAAAUCGAUUUACCUCGUGACCACAUUCGAUUUUCGGAAAUCUAAAACCUAUGUAAAUGUAAUUGCAUUGAUUAAACACCGAUAAAUCCUAAAUGGAAUUGGUUAUUCGUAC